AUGAGGAGAAUUUAUGCAAGAGAGCAAAUCCGAAAGGAAAGCAAGAGAAUUUCAGACUUUUCAGGAUGUCCCAAUCUGCUAGAACAAGUUUGCUUUUAUAGGCAUAUUGGUGGCUGUUUGGAUAAGCCGAACAGGCACCAGUUUGGCCACAUUGGAAUAUCUUCAAGGAAGUGGCAAAGCCAUUCUACCUCUUCCCCAGUUUUAUCUAAAGUUAUGAAUUCUGAUUUCAUAGUAGACCCAGCAAUGCAAGCCCGUUUGGAAGAUUUCCAAGAUAUAGCUUCCCUACCAAGAGUAAAGACAUACUCACUAGUGAAUUUUGAGUUUCUAAGCAGCACUUCAGUCACUGGUUGGGCUGGCUACGUACUUGUUCAAAAACUGAAGCAUCUAAAGCUAGAAUUAAAGAAAUGGAAUGUUGAGGUAUUUGGCAAUGUCUCAUCCAAACUCAAAGUUUCAGAAGAGGAAUUGCAUGCAUUUGAUAUCUUGGCAGAAGAAAGACCUCUGGUUCAAGCUGAAAUGGCAAGAAGAAGAGUGGUCAGAGGAGAGUUGUGGAAACUGCGCAGGAUGGUGGAGUGGAUUUGGCAUCAAAAAUCCAGAUUGAACUGGACUCUAAAUGGGGAUAAGCAUACUAAUUUUUUCCAUGUCUUUGCUAAUACCAGACAGAACAGGGACAUGAUUAACUCUAUUGACGUUAAUGGGGUAUCUUAUGAGGAUCCUAACAGGGUUAAAUUUGAGGUCAAUCAACACUUCAAGAAACAGUUUGCGGAGGAUUGUGCUAAAAGACCUGUCUUGGGAGGGAUAUUCAAGACCAUUGGGACUGACUAUGUUUCUCAUCACCUUGCCUCAGAGUUCAGUGAAGCUAAGGUAUUGGCUGCAAUCAAGGAUUGCAAUAGCAACAAAGCUCUAGGCCUUGAUGGUUUUAACUUGCUGUGCUAUCAGAAAUUUUGGAAGGUCAUGAAGCCUGAGAUUAUGCAAUUUUUUGCAGACUUCCAUUCAAAUAGCUUUUAUUAG
Molecule: messenger RNA, 1008 nt
Organism: Camellia sinensis
Lineage: Eukaryota; Viridiplantae; Streptophyta; Magnoliopsida; Ericales; Theaceae
Source: RefSeq, a predicted model, not a curated record